UGUCAAGCGAUUGUUGAAUUCUGGCGUGGAGGUUUGCCCACGAGCGUCAGGUUUAACUACAGGUUAAGACAUCACCAGUAGGCACCCGAACCUAGGAACACCACUACAUGGCACCAAACCAAGACAAGCAUAUGGCACCAAACCAAAGGCAUAUUCCUCUCGCUGAUCCCAAGGCUUACACUUCAAUCCUCGCACGAAAACUAUGAUUACCCUCCUGCUUUUCCAACGCUAAAACCUUCGAGAAAAGGAGUAGGUGGCAGAGCAGGAAACGUUGAAACUAUGGAAGCCCCUGAAGUGCUGACGCAUUUGAUCGCCAUUCUCGCGCUCGCGGAAGCGGCGGGCAUGAUGGCCGUGAUGGGGCAGGGCGGCGGCGCCAUACCCACCACCCUCGAUGGUCCGUUCGAGCCCGUCACCCGCCGCCUCGACCCGUCCCUCCGCAUGGGCAGCGACGACUUGCCGAUGGAUGACCCGAGGCUCAAGAAGAACGUCACUUCCUCGUUCCCUGAGCAGAUUUCGCUCGCGCUGUCCAGCGAUCCUAGCUCGAUGUGGGUCUCUUGGAUCACAGGGGAUGCUCAGAUUGGCAAGAAUGUCACGCCGCUCGAUCCAUCAUCCGUCGCCAGUGAAGUUCAGUAUGGCACAGAGAGUGGGAAGUACCCAAGCAAGCAAGACGGCAUGUCGGCUGUCUACAGUCAACUGUACCCAUUCGAGGGGCUCUUGAAUUACACUUCUGGCAUUAUUCAUCACGUCAGACUUGAAGGUCUUAAAUCUGCUACGACUUAUUAUUUUAAGUGUGGUGACAGUUCUGUUCCAGCAAUGAGCGACGAAUAUUCCUUCAAGACCAUGCCCUCACCCAGUCCGAAUGCAUAUCCCACUCGUAUAGCGGUUAUUGGAGAUUUAGGUCUCACGAGCAAUUCUUCGACAACCAUAGAUCAUGUGAUCAAAAAUGAUCCAGCCUUGGUUUUGAUGGUUGGAGACUUGACUUAUGCAAACCAGUAUCUCACCACUGGGGGACAAGGCGCUUCAUGCUUCUCUUGUUCAUUUCCAAAUGCACCCAUUAGAGAGACAUAUCAACCUCGCUGGGAUGGCUGGGGAAGGUUCAUGGAGCCAUUGACAUCAAGAGUGCCUAUGAUGGUCAUAGAAGGCAACCACGAAAUUGAGCCCCAAGUUGAUGGGAUCACCUUCCAAUCGUACCUAACAAGAUUUGCCAUUCCAUCGGAGGAGAGUCGUUCCAACAGCAGUUUCUACUACUCCUUCAAUGCUGGAGGAAUACACUUUAUUAUGCUUGGAGCCUAUGUCGACUACAAGACAACUGGCGCUCAGUAUUCGUGGCUGAUGGAUGACUUGCAUCGAGUGAAUCGCAGCUUAACCCCAUGGGUGGUUGCUGCUUGGCAUCCACCGUGGUACAAUAGCUAUAACUCCCAUUAUCAGGAAUUUGAAUGCAUGAGGCAAGAAAUGGAAGCUCUUCUUUAUCAAUACAAAGUCGAUAUCGUGUUCAAUGGCCAUGUUCAUGCAUAUGAGAGGAUGAACAGAGUCUACAACUAUACACUAGACCCAUGUGGUCCUCUAUACAUAACAGUUGGGGAUGGUGGCAAUAUCGAGAAAGUUGACGUCGAUUUUGCAGAUGACCCUGGAAAGUGUCCUAAACCUGAGGACAACACGCCCGAGUUCGGAGGGUUGUGUCCUCUGAAUUUCUCCAAUGGCCCCGCCAAAGGCAAAUUUUGCUGGAGCAACCAACCUGAGUGGAGUGCGUACAGAGAAAGCAGCUUUGGACAUGGAAUACUUGAGAUUGUGAAUUCAACAUAUGCAUUAUGGACUUGGCAUAGAAAUCAGGAUGCGUAUAAGGAAGAUAAACCGGGCGAUCAGAUAUUCAUCGUGCGACGGCCUGAACUUUGUUCUCCAACAGUUAAAGAAACUAGCGAUCCUCCUCAAGCUGGUCAAGAGUUGGAACCCACAUCCCCAUCAUCUACUGUAAUUCUAUCAUUCAAAAUGAUGUGGCUGAUGAGCUUGCUUGUCGCUUCGGUUGGCAUUGCCGUGAGAUGAUCAUCUCCGAAAGCAUGGAUUUUAUUCCUUCUACAAUUACCUCGAAAAACAGAUGAAGACAGAUGUCGUGCAUAACUUCAUAUGGGAAUACUGGAAUGGAGUUAUCUGCUUGAGAGUUUUGUUUAUGGAAAUACUCAAGGUAACGUAAAACUUGUGCAUACACAUGUACACAUAUACUUGAGUGCAAAUUCCUCCUCUUCUAUUUCUUUAUUGACAUUCAUGUAUUCACAUUGAUGUAAAUCUGACAUGAGUGCUGAACAGACCGUCCAUAUUGCAUUCAAGUACACUAUGUAUUACCUUUGAUUUUGUU
Messenger RNA from Eucalyptus grandis, 2350 nucleotides. RefSeq names its product purple acid phosphatase 23. Gene Ontology annotation, molecular function: metal ion binding; acid phosphatase activity. Bases 280 to 2040 code for a protein of 586 amino acids. The transcript is spliced from 8 exons. The record is from RefSeq and is a predicted model, not a curated record. NCBI's taxonomy places the organism in Eukaryota, Viridiplantae, Streptophyta, Magnoliopsida, Myrtales, Myrtaceae.